Molecule: messenger RNA, 509 nt
Organism: Ceraceosorus bombacis
Lineage: Eukaryota; Fungi; Basidiomycota; Exobasidiomycetes; Ceraceosorales; Ceraceosoraceae
Source: the annotation of a GenBank genome assembly
AUGGUCGUGGGGAUGCGGUCGACGGUGCAGCGCCAUUUGUUUGAAAAAGCAGGUGAGCACCCAUCGGUGGAAAAAGGUCGCGAAGGGAGUUGAUCCGCCAGCAGCCUUGCUGAACCGCUCCUCUGGCACGCCCGGCGUUGCUGCAGAUGGUCAGAUGUUCAAGUUUGUACGUGCGAGAAACUCAUGCUUCCGUUUGCACUGGUGAAUCACACCCUCGACGAUGGUGGUACGGAGACCACGUUCCACGAGCAGUGAUAGGGGUAAGGUGGUCCGAUAUGUCCGCAGGCUGCGGCGGACUCCCCAAUGAGCGGAGCCAACGCAAAAUCUGAACGGGCGUGCAAAGUUCGGGGUGGCGUCCCCUUGGUGAGCGCAGUUCACCGUUUGCUCGGCACUUCCGAUCUUUGCUCAAUUCGACCGCCGUUCUUUCGAUGCUCGCUCAGCGUCCCCGCAGUCAACAUUGCACGUCUAGAAUUCUGUCGCUGUUAAGCCGACACAAUGCGCUGAUUUGA